Molecule: messenger RNA, 1614 nt
Organism: Plasmodium gonderi
Lineage: Eukaryota; Apicomplexa; Aconoidasida; Haemosporida; Plasmodiidae
Product: Plasmodium exported protein, unknown function
Exons: 2
Coding region: 1-1614 (537 amino acids)
Source: RefSeq, a predicted model, not a curated record
AUGAAGCAUUACAAAGCCUUUCUUUUUACCUUCCUUGUAUGGGCCUGGGAAAGCACAAAAAAUGGUGGCCUGAGCAACCUCAAUGGAGCAGAUAUUGUAGUGCAAAAGGAAUUAGGACCUAUUGCUGGAAGAAUGUUACUUGAAUAUGAUCGUCUGUACAAUGAUGAUGCCAGUAGCGUAUACACGAGCAGCACUAAUACUAAGAGAGCUUUUGGAAAUGAUUUCACAAGUGUCUUAGAUACAAGUGUUGAUGAUUUGAAAAGUGUAGCAUCAACUGAAAGGAUGAGUAUGGAUGCUAGUACUGCUGAUUCUAUUUUUGAUGAAACUGAUAAAGAAUCAUCAAAAAUGGACGAAUCUAUGUCAGAUAUGUAUGAUGAUGGUAGCAAUGCCACUCUUGAUUCUGCUGCUACAUUGAUGAGCAAAAGGGCAGAUGCAGCAAGGAAAUUCAAGAGCCAUUUAAGCAAUUCUGAAAAGAAUAAAAGAAAUACAAAUAUCGAUUUGUCAUAUGAUGACUUAAUUGCUGAAAGACUAAAGGAAGUUAGUCAAAAGGAGAAGGCUUUGAGAAAAGAAUUGUUAGAUGAAUCAUCUAUUGAUUUAAAAGAUGUUGGAAAGAGUUUGAAGAAAUAUUACAAGGAACGUGAAAUGGAAAGUAUGGAUGAUGUCACAUCAGAUUUCAAUCUUGAUGAAGAAUUAAAUGAUAAAAUAAAAGAACUUAGCACAAGGGAACAAGAAGCACUUAAAGAUGUAUUAAAUGGAUUCAGCAAAAAUAAAAAAUCCAAAGGUAAAGGAAAGCAUGUUGGUGAUUUCUCUGGAUAUCUUUUAAACUACAAAAAAUCACACAGAGAUGAUUCCAAUUUUGAAAUUAAUCAAAAUGAAAGAUUAUUAAAAAGAAUGAAAGAAUUCAGCUCAAAGGAUAGAGAAGCCAUGAGAAGAAUUUUAAAAAGAAUCAGAGGAGCUAGCAAAAAUGGUAGCAUGGAAGACAUAGAAAGAGAAUUAAAAUCCCUUUUAAAUACCAUCAAAAAGAAGAAAAACAGCGAUUCUGAUGAAAAUAUUGAUGCACUUGUAAAUGCCAUAGGUGAAUCUGUAUUUGCAGAUGAAAAUUCCUCCAAAAAAAUCAAAGAUACAAAAUUGGCAAAACUUUAUGGUUCCAAGGAAAGAGGAAGAAAAUCAUUGGGAGACCUUAGAUCUUACAUUGAUGAAAAUAUGGAUGAUGAACAUGCAGAAGUUGCUCACAUGUUAGUUAACAAAAUCGAAAAAUACAAACAUAAAAUGGCCAAAUUGCAAUCAAGAAGCAAGAACGAAUCCAAAUUCAUGAAAAUGAGACACAAUCUCAAACUUAAAAAGAUCCUCUUGUACGUUCCAUUAAUCUCUCUCAUAACAAGUGUCCUCUUAGCUGGCCUACUUUACUACUAUUGGGCAGGUCCAUUAACAGUAUCUGCAAUAUUCUUCAUUGGUUUAUUCAGUUUCAUUGCUGGAACUACUGUAUCUUAUGGUGUUUUGGGAAAAGCAUUGUUCAAUUCCUCACUUAAAAUCAUAGACUUUUUGUUGGGUGGUCAUGAAGAAUUAGAUACUGAUCACUACUUAGUGAAGAGAAGAAAAUACAAGAAAUUUUAA